Spirometra erinaceieuropaei is the source of this 1003-nucleotide messenger RNA. Lineage: Eukaryota; Metazoa; Platyhelminthes; Cestoda; Diphyllobothriidea; Diphyllobothriidae. The record is from the annotation of a GenBank genome assembly.
AUGGGCUCACCGGUCUCCGGUUUGGUGGCAGAACUGCUCCUACAGGAGUUAGAAAAGACUGCCUUCCUCCAACAUGAACCGGUGUUUUGGCGCCGUUACGCUGACGACACGUUCGUUAUCGUAGAGAAGUACAUGCUGCAACAUUUCCACAGCCUGCUCAACGCAGACUCCCCUAAUAUAAAAUUCACGAGGGAAGAAGAACAGGAACAGCAGUUGCCCCUCCCCCCCUGGAUGUGCUCGUCAGACGAAACCUUAACAGUGAACUUAAACGACGGUUUAUAGGAAGGCAACGAGCACCACACAGCUUCUCAGUUUCCACAGCAACCAUCCGUUGGCCCACAAACGAAGCUGUGUAAAGACGCUCUUCAAACGGAUCCAAACUAAUUACAACAGACCGGAGGACAGAGCAAGUGAGGCCCGUUAUCUCAGCGACCAGUUGAUACAAAAUGGCUAUCCGAGGGCAUUCAAAAGUCGCUGCCUACGCGUUCGCUACCAGAGAACUCGAACAUCAACGCCACCGACCAUAUGGCAUUCUCCGUCAUACAUCAAAAGUGUUUCAGAAGCGACCGAGCGCAUUGCUGCGGAGCUAGGUGUUGGAAUUGCACACCGCCCCAAAGCCACCAUGCGCAGAAGGUUCAUGAAAAUCAAAGACCGGGUAAAACCUGAAGAGCAAUCUGGAGUAGUGUAUCGCAUUCUGUGUCAACAUUGUCCUUGUAACUACACAGGAGAGACUGGACGCAUGUUCGGAUCGCGCAUACACGAACAUAAGCUGGCUGUGCGGCGAGGCGACGCAUUAUCACAAGUGGCCGCCCACACCUACGAAAUGGGUCACGAGUCUAACCUUGCAGCCAUCAAAAUAGUCGCCUACGCCGGAAACAAAGCAGGCCGAGAAUUGAUUGGAGCCUGGGCCUCGCAUGAGAACUCGGUCAAUCGAUUUAUCGAUCUGGCGCCGGCGUUCAGAGCCCUGCGUAGUCAACUCCAGUCGUGCGACGUCGGUCGAUGA